CACUUCCGCAUUCCUCAGCUCUCGGGUACUUAAACGGGCUGAUGCAACGACUUCGGUUAGUCCCCAAACCUACACCAGACUCCUGACUCCCGCACUGCCCCGCAUCACCACUGCGGACCUUGGACGCCUAACAGCGUCCAAACACAGUUGCAUCAUUGACAGAAGACGACUGAACAGUUUUCUCUGACGGCGGUGGUGGCCGUGUCGGACAUGAUGCCGGGACAGAUACCUGACCCUUCGCUGGCGGCGGGCUCCCUGCCCAGCCUGGGCCCACUGGCAGGCAUCUCGGCCACCACGCUCACCGAUCAGCUUAAGCUGGCUGACUUCCGCCAACUGGGCACCAUGUUGUCCCCACUGCAUUUCUUAGGGAGGCUGGGGAAGAGGCCACUCGCCAUCAAGACAGAGAUGGAUGAAGAUGAAGAAAGGAGGAAACGAAGACGAGAGAAAAACAAAGUAGCAGCAGCGAGAUGCCGAAACAAAAAGAAGGAACGGACCGACUUCCUUCAAAGAGAAUCCGAGCGUCUGGAGAUGGUGAACUCGGACCUGAAGGCCCAGAUCGAGGAGCUCCGAAUGGAGAGGCAGCAGCUAAUGGUGAUGCUCAAUCUACACCGGCCCACCUGUAUCGUGAGGACCGACAGCGUCAAAACACCCGAGAGUGAGGCCAACCCUCUGCUGGAGCAGCUGUCCGCCGACACCAAGUGAAACAGGGAAAACAGGAACAUCGAGUCCCUGAAAGCCAAACCAGUACCACCACAGCAGCCAUUUAAAUGAAAAUCGAACUGGCAAUACAUUUCUAGUAAAGCACUUGAGCUCCGAGCCGGAGACUUUUGGAGACUCUGCCCAAGGACCUGAGGUUGUAGGGCAUCCUCAGCACUGCUACAAGAGCUGGCUCUGUGCAUUGAACCACUGGAAUUAUCCAGUUUCAUCUCCACAUUAAGGGUUUUUGGUUACACUUAAUGCACUGUGCCUAGCUGUUACAUCAACCAUCUCUACAUAAAAAGGGACCAAUGUAUACCACGGAGUACAACUGGAAACAACACUGAGGAAACACACGAAUACCAACAUGGUGCUCUGUUACAAAAGCCCUGAGUUAAAUGUGUGGCGGUGUUUCAGUGCAGAGGCUCUGCGUUUUUUCCUUUGUAUGCUAGUUGAAAUAUACAGGUCUAGAGCUUUUAGGAUACAAUACGCAAUAGAAGGAGUGGAGUUUUUUUUUGUUUUCUUUUUUUAGUUUUGGUAAUGUUGAUUUCUAUACCCUGCCUUGACGAUGGCAGAUACCGGUUGAUCCGAUUUGUGGUGACGCUGGCGUCAUGAAAAGCACAUAUACACAAAAAUGUUUACACCCUUGUUUUUUGGACUUGUUGUCUGUCCAUUGUUGUACUUGUUUUAUACUGCUUUGUAUACAUAAACAUAUAUGAGGAAAAAAAAAAUGCUCGUCAAUCACUUGAUGUGAUUCGUCUUGUCAGUCCUCUUCCAGUCAUGUUGCGCUGUCAAACAGCUGAGAAAACAAGCAGGAAUCUCUACAGCUGAGCAGUAUUUCACUGUCUCUUCUUGACCUUUAUCUGCUAUGUAUGACUCUGUUAUCAUGAAUGGUAUAAAGUUUAUUUUCUAACUACAAGAAACUGCACGCCUUGUGUCA
Molecule: messenger RNA, 1636 nt
Organism: Solea solea (common sole)
Lineage: Eukaryota; Metazoa; Chordata; Actinopteri; Pleuronectiformes; Soleidae
Product: jun dimerization protein 2-like
Exons: 5
Coding region: 211-702 (163 amino acids)
Biological process (GO): regulation of transcription by RNA polymerase II
Cellular component (GO): nucleus
Molecular function (GO): RNA polymerase II cis-regulatory region sequence-specific DNA binding; DNA-binding transcription factor activity, RNA polymerase II-specific
Source: RefSeq, a predicted model, not a curated record